Parnassius apollo (apollo) is the source of this 1200-nucleotide messenger RNA. Lineage: Eukaryota; Metazoa; Arthropoda; Insecta; Lepidoptera; Papilionidae. The record is from the annotation of a GenBank genome assembly.
AUGCCUUACCCUCAAAAUUUAGAGACAGCCCAGGAAGUCGAAAAUAUAAUAAGAGAACGAGGCGGAACACCUGCUACAAUAGCAAUUCUCAAAGGCCAGCUUACGGUCGGUGUGACAGAAGAACAGUUGCAGUAUUUGGCACAGGCCAAGGACGUGGUAAAGGCAUCACGAAGAGACCUCGCGGCUGUGAUGGCGACAGGAGGCGACGGAGCCACUACCGUUGCCGGAACUAUCAUAGCAGCUGAGUUGGCGGAGAUUGAUGUAUUUGUUACGGGAGGAAUAGGAGGUGUCCAUCGAGAAGGUGAAACAACAAUGGAUAUCUCUGCUGACCUGACCGAGUUGGGUCGCAGCCGAACGCUAGUUGUAUGCAGUGGUGUAAAGUCUAUUUUAGAUAUUGGGAAAACACUGGAAUAUUUGGAAACACAAGGUGUAUCAGUUUGCGCUUUCGGUGAUUCGGAUGAUUUCCCAGCUUUCUACACCGUGCGCUCUGGUUACCGUGCACCGCAUCGCGUCGCAGACGCAUCGCAUGCCGCAAGGUUUUUCCAUGCAGCGCGACAAUUACAGCUACAUUCAGGUAUCGUCGUUGCGGUACCAGUGCCUCAAGAACAUGCAAUGGACGAAAAUAUAAUUAAAGAAGCUAUACAAGGUGCCCUCAUAAAUGCAAAGAAUAAAAAUAUUUCUGGAAAAGAAGUAACACCAUUUUUGUUAACUGCUGUGUCCAAGGCAACUAAAGGGGCGUCUCUUAAUACUAAUAUCGCUUUAAUAAAAAACAAUGCAAAGGUCGGUGCCGACAUUGCUGUCGAAAUUCAAAAACUGAAGAAUGCGAAUAACGCACGGAACUCCUAUAAUAUAGCUACAUCAAAGGGAUCCGGGACGUAUUCACCAAAUUCGUCGAGGCAGUUUCACACUGCAUGUAAUAAACGCUUUGGAGAGUCGAAUCCAAGAGAUGCUGCAAGCUUGUUGGUGAACAAGAAUUUGAAUAAUCCCAUACUGGUGAUUGGCGGAGCAAAUAUUGACAGAACUUACCGUAUCAGUGAGAAUAAUAUACAGGACAACAGUCAAAAGUCGGCCUUACAACUCAAAUUCGGAGCGAGUAUGGCGGCGAUAGUCAAGCCGAACACGGGCACUGGUGCGACGAACGCACAUGUGUGCUCCGUGCGCCAUUGGGGGGUCCACCUCAAAUCCAGCGGCAGGAAAUGA